Messenger RNA from Orycteropus afer afer, 3518 nucleotides. It is a transcript of the gene TBX15, whose product is annotated as T-box transcription factor 15. Gene Ontology annotation, molecular function: RNA polymerase II cis-regulatory region sequence-specific DNA binding; DNA-binding transcription factor activity, RNA polymerase II-specific. Lineage: Eukaryota; Metazoa; Chordata; Mammalia; Tubulidentata; Orycteropodidae. The record is from RefSeq and is a predicted model, not a curated record. Gene Ontology annotation, cellular component: nucleus. Gene Ontology annotation, biological process: regulation of transcription by RNA polymerase II; cell fate specification; positive regulation of DNA-templated transcription.
AUGAGUGAAAGGAGAAGAUCUGCAGUCGCCCUGAGCUCGCGAGCACAUGCCUUCUCCGUUGAAGCCUUGAUCGGCUCAAAUAAAAAGCGGAAGCUGCGAGACUGGGAGGAUAAGGGGCUGGACCUGUCCAUGGAGGCGCUGAGCCCCGCAGGCCCACUCGGAGACACCGAGGACUCGGCCGCGCACUGCCUGGAGCCCCACCCGGAUUCCGAGCAGAGCACUGGUUCGGAUUCUGAGGUGCUCACUGAGAGGACUUCCUGCUCCUUUGACACUCACCGUGACCUGACCUCUGGUGCUGCAGGCCCUGUGCCUGCCACUAUGUCCUCCAUGGAGGAGAUUCAGGUGGAGCUGCAAUGUGCUGAUCUCUGGAAAAGGUUCCAUGAUAUUGGAACUGAAAUGAUCAUCACCAAAGCAGGCAGGAGAAUGUUUCCUGCCAUGAGAGUGAAAAUCACCGGGCUAGACCCACAUCAGCAGUACUACAUAGCAAUGGAUAUUGUGCCUGUGGACAAUAAAAGAUACAGAUAUGUGUAUCACAGCUCCAAGUGGAUGGUGGCAGGCAAUGCUGAUUCCCCCGUACCCCCAAGAGUUUAUAUUCACCCUGAUUCUCUAGCUUCUGGAGACACCUGGAUGAGACAGGUCGUCAGUUUUGACAAACUCAAGCUGACCAACAAUGAACUGGAUGAUCAAGGACAUAUCAUUCUGCACUCUAUGCACAAAUAUCAGCCUAGAGUUCAUGUGAUUCGCAAGGACUUCAGCAGCGACCUUUCACCCACCAAACCUGUCCCCGUUGGGGAUGGAGUGAAAACAUUCAAUUUUCCUGAGACUGUGUUCACCACAGUCACAGCCUAUCAGAAUCAGCAGAUCACAAGAUUAAAAAUUGACCGAAACCCUUUUGCUAAAGGAUUCAGAGACUCUGGGAGGAAUAGAACUGGACUGGAAGCCAUCAUGGAGACUUACGCAUUUUGGAGACCCCCUGUGCGCACACUCACCUUUGAGGAUUUCACUACCAUGCAAAAGCAGCAAGGGGGCAGCACAGGCACAUCCCCAACCACCUCCAGCACUGGGACACCAUCCCCUUCAGCUUCUUCUCAUCUUUUAUCUCCAUCCUGUUCUCCUCCAACCUUUCAUUUGGCCCCCAACACUUUCAACGUGGGCUGUCGAGAGAGCCAGCUGUGUAAUCUAAACCUCUCUGAUUAUCCACCCUGUGCUCGAAGCAACAUGGCUGCCUUGCAGAGCUAUCCAGGGCUGAGUGACAGUGGUUACAAUAGGCUCCAGAGUGGCACCGCUUCAGCCACUCAGCCCUCAGAAACCUUCAUGCCUCAGAGGACUCCAUCCUUGAUCUCAGGAAUACCAACUCCUCCUUCGUUGCCUAGCAACAGCAAGAUGGAAGCCUACAGUGGCCAGCUGGGAUCCUUCCCCACUUCCCAGUUUCAGUAUGUCAUGCAAGCAGGCAAUGCAGCCUCCAGCUCCUCAUCACCACACAUGUUCGGGGGCAGCCACAUGCAGCAGAGCUCCUACAAUGCCUUCUCCCUCCACAACCCCUACAACCUGUAUGGAUACAAUUUUCCCACCUCCCCUAGGCUAGCUGCAAGCCCAGAAAAACUGAGCGCCUCUCAAAGCACUUUACUCUGUUCUUCUCCUUCCAAUGGGGCUUUUGGAGAGAGGCAGUACCUGCCCACAGGGAUGGAGCACAGCAUGCACAUGAUUAGCCCUUCACCCAACAAUCAGCAGGCAACCAACACCUGUGAUGGCCGGCAGUAUGGGGCAGUCCCAGGCUCCUCCUCCCAGAUGUCCGUGCACAUGGUUUAAUGGCCAGACAGACACUACAGAGCCCACACCAGCCAAGGCCCCAGAAUUUCCCUGGACAGAUCUUUCUCUUUGGGAGCCUUUGAAAAACAGGAACUGUGCCUUUUUUGUUUGUUUGUUUUUGAAGAGGAAAACAUAUACCCAGGAACAACAAGAGACACUUUUAAGCCACUGAAAGAUACUUGCAGUGGAAUCAUCCCCAACACAGGGGCCAUUCUCCUGCCAUCCAAACCUUAGCUUUAUAAAGCACCAUCUACUCCAGAGUGGCCUUUUAAGAGACUGAAUAAUCAUUUUAUAGUAAUAUUAAGGGAGAUGCUAGAGUGUAGCAGCCAUGACAAGUCACACACACACAGACACACACACACACAGAAACCUACCUAUACAUAGAUACAUGCAUAUGUUUGUAUUCACACAUGCACUCAACACUUACAGACAUAUGUACACUGACUCUGAACUGGGCGAACUCUUUGUGGAGAGAGGCCCAGAAUGGGUGCUUUCUCCAAGAAUUUGUCUGUACAACCCUAGAUGGACUGGGCCAGCUAUGGCUGCCAGCCUUUCUCCCCUGCAGCUCACCCUGUUUCUGGAAUGAACCCUAUAUCCUGGAAGCACUUCCCAUUGAUGAAGGUGGAAAGACAUCAGUACUACAACUGGACUUGACUGCCUGAACAAGAUUGCUUUUAAACUUUGGCUCUCUUCAUUCAGUGUGCUAUCAUUGAUGAUCCCAGUGGUACCCAUGAAAAGAGUGAGAGCAGCUGGGCAGGAGAGAGAGAAAGAGAAAGAAGAGAGAGCAGGAGAGCCGUGGAGAGCAAGACAGAGAGAAAAUGUGAGCAGUGAUGAGAGUUUGGAUGCACCGAGGAAAUUGGAUUUUGUUUUGUUUUUCUUUUCCCCUACAGGUUAUAGAAGGAAUCAUGGUUUUACUGAAGAUUAAAUCUUUUUGGGACACUGUACUCGCUGCCUUAUGCACAGGGGUGCAUGGCCAGGGCACUGGUGAGAGGGACUGGGGCAAUGAAUGCAUCUCAAUUCCACUGCUCUGACCAUUGUGAGCCAGCAGAGAGGUGUACCACAUGGAAGUGCCGAAUCCAUAGCAUGCAGCCUAGCAGGCGAAGGGAAAUAGAAGGGGUGUGAAGAAGGAAGAGUUUCAUAAUCCCGACAGAUGAUACCAAAAGCAGAGGCAACCAAUAGAAGCCUGGCCUGCUGUAUACCAGGUCUAGACACCUGACCUGAAUCACCUGCCCACUGGUCUGGUCCCUGUGGCAGGAAAAAUUCCUUCCUAUUUUAGGGAAUUCCAGGUGGGCCUUCUACCCCCUUCCAUCUGCCCUUAGAGCUCUGUGUUUAUCAAAUAGCUCAUUGCAUUUUGAAGUUUUUUUUUUUUUUUCCCCUUCUUCCCUUUCCCCUUCAAAUCUUUUAAUGAUAAGAAAACAAGUGAAGCUUGGUACAAGCUAAACUUUUUAAGUGGUGUGGAAAUGCAAAUAAUACCAAGUAAAAUAAUACAGAUAUUAUUAAGAUUUUUGGUUUUGAGGUGUUGUAGAUAAAUGUAUUUAUGUGCCUAGUGGGGAAUCCAAUAUUACGAAUAUUAAAAAAGGGGGCAAUAAAAAGGGUAUGUAAAAUAUGUAUGAAGAAAAGGUGUAUAAAAAUUUGCCCUUAUGCACGGGACUCUGUUUCUAAGUGCCAAGCACAGAAAGCCGCUAAAUAAAAUCUUUGCAAUUGUUUUC